CGGAGCCACGAGGCUCCUGGGAUACGCGGUAGUUCUCGAGGCGCCGUCUCCGCCUUGCUGCCGCUACUCGAGGACUACACUUCCCAGGGAUCUGCGCGGCGGCGUCCGGAGAGCCGCGCGAGCCCGUGAUUGGUUGGUGAGCCGGCCGCACGCGGAGGAGCCCAAAGAGCAGCUCUGUUGCGACAGAGGCCGAGCGGCGAGGCCCAGCUCCCUGAAGGACCCUAACCCACCCCUGUGGUUCGUCACCAUGCCCUCCGACCUGGCCAAGAAGAAGGCCGCCAAAAAGAAGGAAGCUGCCAAAGCACGACAGCGCCCCAGAAAGGGGCAUGAGGAAAACGGAGAUGCUGUCCCAGAACCACAGGUGGCAGAGGAGAAAAAUGAGGAAGCCAAUGGCAGAGAGACCACAGAAGUGGAUUUGCUGACCAAGGAGCUGGAGGACUUUGAGAUGAAGAAAGCUGCUGCUCGAGCGGUCACCGGCGUCCUCGCCUCUCACCCCAACAGUACUGACGCCCACAUUAUCAACCUCUCCCUCACCUUUCACGGGCAGGAGCUUCUCAGUGACACCAAACUGGAGCUAAACUCAGGCCGGCGGUACGGCCUCAUCGGCCUGAACGGGAUUGGAAAGUCCAUGCUGCUGUCUGCUGUUGGGAAGCGUGAGGUGCCCAUCCCCGAGCACAUAGACAUCUACCACCUGACGCGGGAGAUGCCCCCCAGCGACAAGACGCCCUUGCAGUGCGUGAUGGAAGUGGACACAGAGCGGGCCAUGCUGGAGAGGGAGGCCGAGCGGCUGGCUCACGAAGACGCCGAGUGUGAGAAGCUCAUGGAGCUCUACGAGCGGCUGGAGGAGCUGGACGCCGACAAGGCGGAGGUGCGGGCCUCGCGGAUCCUGCACGGCCUGGGCUUCACGCCCGCCAUGCAGCGCAAGAAGCUCAAAGACUUCAGUGGGGGCUGGCGCAUGAGGGUGGCCCUGGCCAGAGCCCUCUUCAUCCGGCCCUUCAUGCUGCUCCUGGACGAGCCCACCAACCACUUGGACCUCGACGCGUGCGUGUGGCUGGAGGAGGAACUGAAGACUUUUAAGCGCAUCCUGGUCCUCGUGUCCCACUCCCAGGACUUCCUGAACGGCGUCUGCACCAACAUUAUCCACAUGCACAACAGGAAACUCAAGUACUACACGGGUAAUUACGACCAGUACGUGAAGACCCGGCUGGAGCUGGAGGAAAACCAGAUGAAGCGGUUUCACUGGGAGCAAGACCAGAUCGCACACAUGAAGAACUACAUUGCCAGGUUUGGUCAUGGCAGUGCCAAGCUGGCCCGGCAAGCCCAGAGCAAGGAGAAGACACUCCAGAAAAUGAUGGCAUCGGGACUGACAGAGAGGGUCGUGAGCGACAAGACGCUGGCGUUUUAUUUCCCACCGUGUGGCAAGAUCCCGCCUCCUGUCAUUAUGGUGCAGAAUGUGAGCUUCAAGUACUCAGAGGAUGGGCCUUGCAUCUACAACAACCUAGAGUUUGGCAUCGACCUGGACACACGAGUGGCUCUGGUGGGGCCCAACGGAGCCGGGAAGUCGACGCUCCUGAAGCUGCUGACCGGAGAGCUACUGCCCACAGACGGGAUGAUCCGGAAACACUCUCAUGUCAAGAUAGGCCGUUACCAUCAGCACCUACAAGAGCAGCUGGACCUGGACCUCUCGCCCCUGGAGUACAUGAUGAAGUGCUACCCAGAGAUCAAGGAGAAGGAGGAGAUGAGGAAGAUCAUCGGCCGGUACGGUCUCACUGGGAAGCAGCAGGUGAGCCCCAUCCGGAACCUGUCUGAUGGGCAGAAGUGCCGCGUGUGUCUGGCCUGGCUGGCCUGGCAGAACCCUCACAUGCUCUUCCUGGAUGAGCCCACCAAUCACCUGGACAUUGAGACCAUCGAUGCCCUGGCAGAUGCCAUCAACGAGUUUGAGGGUGGCAUGAUGCUGGUCAGCCACGACUUCCGGCUCAUCCAGCAGGUGGCGCAGGAAAUCUGGGUCUGUGAGAAGCAGACAAUCACCAAGUGGCCUGGAGACAUCUUGGCCUACAAGGAGCACCUCAAGUCCAAGCUGGUGGGCGAAGAGCCCCAGCUCGCCAGGAGGACCCACAACGUGUGAGCCCUGGCCGGGCCGGCCCCAGGGCCGCACCCCUGCAUCGCUGCGCGGCCGCGCCCCGGCCUCUCCCCGCCCCCCCGCCUUAGCUGCA
Messenger RNA from Condylura cristata (star-nosed mole), 2213 nucleotides. It is a transcript of the gene ABCF2, whose product is annotated as ATP-binding cassette, sub-family F (GCN20), member 2. The coding region runs from base 248 to 2125 and encodes 625 amino acids. NCBI's taxonomy places the organism in Eukaryota, Metazoa, Chordata, Mammalia, Eulipotyphla, Talpidae. The transcript is spliced from 15 exons. Gene Ontology annotation, molecular function: ATP binding; ATP hydrolysis activity. The record is from RefSeq and is a predicted model, not a curated record.